AUGGAGGUUGUCAAUAAUCUCAAUCUCAAUGAAUCCCACGACAUGAGUGAUCCCGAUGAGGGCUUCUACCCAAUAAAGAGCAAGAAGCCUUACAGCAGAAACAGUGAAUACACGGAACGAACGGAACGUUGUUCUGACUUUUCGGAUUUCUCACCGGAAGGUUUGGGUGAAAUUGGGUUUGCCUUCAAGGAUAAUAAUAAUGAUUCUGCUCGCACUCGUUCUACUGCUUCUAAUUCUACUCGUCUCAGUCUAUCAGGUCGUUAUGACUUUGAUAUUCAGAACGAGAAUGAAGAACUCAAGUCGGAACUAAGCACUGUCAAGGCCGAGCGAGACUCGUUGAAGACGCAAGUCAGUGUCAUGAGCUUGGAAAUGGCGAGGCUGCGAGAGCAACUCCGAUUGAAGGCUCAAGAGAACAAGGCUGCUCCUGCGUCGGUUCAAGAACCUGUCGCCGCUGCUGCUACUGUUCCUGCUGUUGGAGAAACUAGCCAGCAACAAUCUCCUGCUGUCAAGCGAGGUAGCUUGUUGGGACGUAUCUUUAAACGCAAGACAUCCAAGCAGAAUCUCAUGGUGGAGGAUGACGAGGAACUUCCAUUGGAUAUUUCUCUUAUUCCAACCAACUCUGCUCCUGAGAGUCCCAAGAAACGUCGCAGCAUGCUGAAACGAAUCUUUAGUGGAAAGGGAAAGGAUUUGGAGUCCAUCGAUGCGGCAUCCGAAUUCGUGUCGGAUGCCGAUGGUCAAGAAACAAAUGAGCCUCAAGAAGAGCAAGAAGAAGGACAAGAAGGCACAGUUCAAUAUGUGGAUUGGAAGCGCGACCCUUUGCCGCAGGAUCAAGAAGAGCCUGCUCAAUUCUCUCGCGUUACCAUGGCCGGAUUCAUGAACAGCAUUUCCGAAGAAGAACCUGUUCAAGAUCUGGAAUGGAAGCGAGAUCCUUUGGAGGUCGUCAACCUGCCCAAGGUCCAGGAGGAAGACCCGGUGCAUGCCUUCACUUGGAAGCGCAUGUCCACCUUGUCGCAAGCCGUAAUGGACGAAGACAGUGAUAUGGACUCGGUCGAUGAGCCUUUGACACUAGAACCUACUUCUACUAUUAGCACGAUCGUGAGUGCUGAGGACAAGACCCAACAAGAACCGAUUCAUCAUAUUCAGUGGAAACGAGUGCCUGCUACUCUAAUCUUUCAAUGGAAACGCAUUCCUUCCACUCGUAGAGUGAUGACUAUUCCAGAAGACGAACCCGUUCAGUACAUCAAGUGGGAACGUGUACCGGUCAUUCCAACCAUUGACAUCAAGUGGGAACGAGUGCCGGUUACUCCAACUAUAAACAUCAAGUGGGAACGCAUUCCUUCCACUCGUGUGAUGGAUCCUGUCAUCGCCGAGGACGAAGCUGGUCAAGACAUCAAGUGGGAACGUGUCAGAUCCAUCCCCACCAUGCCCAAGGACGCCAAACCAGUACCAGAGAUCCAUUGGUACCGGGAACCUGCUAGGACACACACUGUGCAAUGGGCACGUGUUACUGCACCGGCUAGUCCGCAAAAACCCAAUAAGCCCAUUUUGAAGUCGGCCCUCAAGUCGGCUCUCAAAACGAAUAAGUUUAAUAAUAAGCCGAAGAGUGCCGUCAAGUCUGCUGGAUUCAGUACGGAUGAGCCUCCGUCUGCUGCUGCAUCUGCUGCUCCGAAGAAGAAGCGUGGAGUGAUGAUCCGCGAAUCCAUCAACGAAGUGAAUCGGGUGUCCAAGAUUCGGGGAUCGGCUUGGGAUAAUUGCUUUUUUACCGAAGAGGAAUUGGGGGAUUUCAAGUAUGCUGCGUUCUUGGAAGAGUGUGGGUUGACCGAGGAGGAUUUUUAA
Molecule: messenger RNA, 1836 nt
Organism: Cylindrotheca closterium
Lineage: Eukaryota; Bacillariophyta; Bacillariophyceae; Bacillariales; Bacillariaceae
Source: the annotation of a GenBank genome assembly